Amphiprion ocellaris (clown anemonefish) is the source of this 1694-nucleotide messenger RNA. RefSeq names its product PRELI domain containing 1a (gene prelid1a). The coding region runs from base 250 to 882 and encodes 210 amino acids. Lineage: Eukaryota; Metazoa; Chordata; Actinopteri; Pomacentridae. Gene Ontology annotation, biological process: phospholipid transport. The record is from RefSeq and is a predicted model, not a curated record. The transcript is spliced from 6 exons. Gene Ontology annotation, cellular component: mitochondrial intermembrane space. Gene Ontology annotation, molecular function: phosphatidic acid transfer activity.
AAUAACCUGGAAAUGUGAUUGUUGAACACUGGCGGGAGAAGUUUCCGGAGCUCGUAGCGAGUCAUUCAUUCAUGCGGUUAGCCACAUGCUAGGCUAGCUCUGGUUAAGCAGGAAGCUAAGAGAGUGCGGACGUGACAAAUGUGACGGUAACGUUUUUAAGUCAUGUUAGCUUCUCGUUGUCGAACGCUUUAUCAGUUUGUGAUCUUAAAAAGAGCUAUACGGGUUGUGCCAAAGUAAACGAAGGGAACAAUGGUGAAAUAUUUCUGCUGCGCAGGUUUGCUAAAAAACACCUGGGACCAAGUUUGCGUUGCUUACUGGCAACGAUAUCCCAACCCUUACAGCAAUCAUGUCUUGACUGAGGAUAUAGUUUUCCGAGAGGUUACUCCAACCAACUGCCUCAUUUCCAGACGUCUGUUGACCAAAACCAGUCGUGCACCUCGCUGGAUGGAGCGAUAUCUUCCAAAGCACAUGGCCAGCUCAGCGUACAUCAUUGAGGACUCCAUUGUGGACCCUCAGAAAAGGACCAUGACCACACUAACAUGGAACAUCAGCCACGCUCGCCUCAUGUCCGUGGAGGAGCGAUGUGAAUACCGAAUUAACCCUGAGAAUGGCAGCUGGACUGAGAUUAAAAGAGAAGCUUGGAUCUCUUCCAAUGUCUAUGGGCUCUCAAGAGCAAUUCAGGAAUUUGGUCUCGCGAGGUUCAAGACCAGCGUUACAAAGACCAUGAAAGGCUUUGAAUAUGUGCUCGCCAAAAUGCAAGGCGAGACUCCGUCAAGAACCUUAGCAGAAACAGCGACAGAGCGGGCAAGAGAAACAGCACUGGCAGCUAAAGAGAAAGCCAAAGACCUCGCCUCACAGGCUCAGAAGAAACAAUAUGUGUGACAAGCUACGUGAAUCACUAAUGCUGGGACAGAUUUAUAAUUACCCCCUCUCUCAUUGUUCCGUCAAGCACUGGGGUACGACAAACCGGUCCCAGUCACGGGUGGACACCUCUGUGAGGACACAUCCCAACUGAAGUGGUGGGUGGACCAUAAAAGGCCUGAGCUGGGUUCAGGAGCCUGUUCCAGCCUCCCUGCUCAUGUCACUCUGAGUAUAUUAUACCUCUGCAUCAUUUCAGUGUUCACCAGAGAUCUUAGAGAGGAAUGGCCGAGUGUAGCUCUGAGUGCCAUAAAAUGAUGAUGGCCAACUCUGAAAGUGUUCCUCAGAUGACCAAUGUUUGCUUUCUGCUCCGUUCUUUUGAGUACGCCACGUCAUUUUGUAAUUCUUUACAGCUUCUUGUCUUGUCGGUAGUUAAACAGAAUUCAUGAUGAGUGCGUUCUUGUUCAUGAUUUGUUUCUGUUGUGUUAAUCUCGCAUACAAUCAUGUUGUCUGUUAAUUCUGUGUUCAAUGUUACCUUAAUCAUUCUAAUAAGACUGAUCAUCUCAUUGCUUUGAGUAGAAGCGCAUUUAUUGAAGAAGAGUUCGUAGUGUUGGCAGUCAAAGUUUAAUUAAAAAUAUCUACUUGGCCCCUCUGAUACUGCAGUAACAGAUGGUUGCAGUGGAUAGAAUUGUUUUGAUUUCAUCUAAAAAUCAGUUAAAAAGGCAUAAAGAAUGCCUUGCAAUGUACUUUGAGCUUAGGCCUGGUGGUGCAAAGAUGUAUCUCCCUCUAUGAACAGACUAUGAGCUUGUCAAUAAAUGCACAUUUUCUAAUCAUAA